Molecule: messenger RNA, 1665 nt
Organism: Phialemonium atrogriseum
Lineage: Eukaryota; Fungi; Ascomycota; Sordariomycetes; Cephalothecales; Cephalothecaceae
Product: Aldehyde/histidinol dehydrogenase
Exons: 2
Coding region: 97-1608 (503 amino acids)
Molecular function (GO): oxidoreductase activity, acting on the aldehyde or oxo group of donors, NAD or NADP as acceptor
Source: RefSeq, a predicted model, not a curated record
CGUGUGAUCUGCGUUCCGAGAAGCAACUAUCCGAACCGAAAGAGAGACGGAGAAGGAAAGGGAACAGAAGAAACGGGAAAAGUAGGACAAGGCACAAUGUCGCAACCUUCAAGCCAGAACGGCGUCUCAUACCCGAGGCAACCGCAACUCGUAUACAUCGACGGGAAAUACCAGAACAGCUCAGAUGGGGCGACAUUCCCGGUCAAGAACCCGAUGACGGGGGAGACCAUAUACGACUGUGCCUCGGCGACUGUCGACGACUACUCGGCGGCAAUCGAAAAGGCGCAUACGGCGUACCAGUCGUGGUCCAAGACAGGCCCGUCGAAAAGGAGACAGAUCUUCCUCAAGGCUGCCGACAUCAUCGAGACAUAUCUCAACGGUGACGCUCCCGAGAUACUGUCGGCCGAGGUGUCGGCAACCAAGCCGUGGGUCAGGCUCAACAUCCACGCCACCGCGGGCACUUUCAGGGAGACUGCGGGUCUGGCCACCCACAUCAAGGGAGAAGUCAUCCCUGCCGACAGGCCGGGAACUACCAUCCUUGUGGAGAGGCAGGCCGUGGGGGUCGUGCUUGCGAUUAGCCCCUGGAAUGCUCCGAUGAACCUGACAGCUCGGGCAAUAGCAUGCCCCUUGAUGUGCGGCAACACCAUUGUGUUGAAGCCCUCAGAGUUCAGCCCCAAGAGCCAGGACCUAGUUGUGCGAGCCCUGAUGGAGGCCGGCCUCCCAGCCGGUUGCUUGAACUUCCUUCCUACCAGCCGCGAGGCUUCGCCCUCCGUUACCGAGUUCGCCGUCAAGCACCCCAAGAUCCUGCGGGUGAACUUCACGGGCGGCGACCGGGUCGGGAGGAUCAUUGCCGGCUGGGCAGCCACCUGUCUGAAGCAGUGCGUGUUUGAACUCGGAGGCAAGGCACCCGUCAUAGUCCUGGAGGACGCCCUCAUCGACGACGCUGUCGAGGCCAUCGUCUUCGGCGCCCUCUCCAACAGCGGCCAGAUCUGCAUGUCCACGGAGCGGGUUAUCGUCCACAAAUCCAUCAGCGCGGCCUUCAAGGCGUCGCUGCUGGAGAAGGUGCGCAAACUCAGGUAUGGCAACCAUCUGACCGACCCGGAUGUCUCCCUUUCCGGGCUGUUCACGCCGGAAUCCGCCGCCCGCGUCCUGGACUUGAUCAAGAGCGCCGUGGAUGGCGGCGCAACGCUUCUGACGGGCGACAUGGAGAUCACCGGGCCUAACAAGACGAUCCUGGCGCCUCAUGUGCUCGAGGGCGUCAAGCCCGGCAUGGAUGUGUACAGCCAUGAGACCUUCGGCCCCAUCAUUAUUCUUUCCGAGUUCGAGACCGACGAGGAGGCCAUUGCCUCGGCCAACGACAGCGAUUUCUCGCUGUGUGCCAGUGUCUUCUCGAGGGACAUCAUGCGCGCCCUCGACGUAGCCAGGGCGGUCAGGGCAGGGAGCUGCCACGUCAACGGGCCGACCGUCUACGUCGAGGCCACGCUGCCCAACGGAGGAACGGGUGGUGGUAGCGGGUAUGGGCGGUUUGGCGGAGUCGCUGGGGUCGAAGCGUUCACUGAGCGGAAGAUUCUCACCUUGGCAAAGCCUGGCAUGAAGUAUGCAUUUUAGUGUAUAGGGGGUAAAUACAAUACUGCACACUGAGUUUAGUACUUGGUAGUAAUUAUC